Messenger RNA from Electrophorus electricus (electric eel), 1991 nucleotides. RefSeq names its product caspase recruitment domain family, member 9 (gene card9). NCBI's taxonomy places the organism in Eukaryota, Metazoa, Chordata, Actinopteri, Gymnotiformes, Gymnotidae. The record is from RefSeq and is a predicted model, not a curated record. Gene Ontology annotation, cellular component: cytoplasm. Gene Ontology annotation, molecular function: CARD domain binding. Gene Ontology annotation, biological process: regulation of apoptotic process; positive regulation of canonical NF-kappaB signal transduction.
UGUAGUAUCAGUGCUCAGCUGAAAAUUAAGGUAGAAACAUCCACAGGAAACCAACAAUGGCUGAUGGCCCAAGUGCUCUUGAGUUUGAGGAGGAUGAGGAGUGUUGGAUACGGCUGGAAGACCACAGAAUGCUUCUUAUUAGGACAAUUGAGCCUUCACGAAUAAUACCGUACCUUAGGCAGUGCAAGGUGAUUGACAGUGAGGAUGAAGAACAGAUUUACAAUGAUCCCAGUCUGGUUGUCAGAGGGCGAAAAGUAGAAAUGUGUUUUUGUCUAGGUGUGCUGCUGGAUCUCUUACAAAGGACGGGUAUAAAGGGCUAUGUGGCAUUCUUAGAGAGUCUGGAGUUGAACUACCCUCAACUAUAUCAGAAAAUCACAGGGAAGGAGCCUGCCCGGGUCUUCUCUGUACUGAUGGAUACAGCUGGUGAGUCAGGAUUAACUCAGUUCCUCAUGAGUGAGGUUACUCGCCUACAAAAAGCUUUUCAGGAUGAGCGCAAAGCGAGACUGAAAGCAGCAGUACGCACAACAGAGCAAGUGGAUGUCAUUCAGCGGCUUCAGACACGUGAACGUGAGCUUCACGUGCAGCAGGAGCGCGUCCAGCGAAUGAGAGAAGAGCGGGACCAACUCUGGAAUGAGGCACAACACUUGAAGGAUGAGAAUUACAGGCUGAUGCAUGAUGUGACUCGACUAAGUGAGGAGAAGAACUGCAGUCUCAUGUGUAAUCGAGACCUACAGCUGCAGAUUGAGAGACUGAAACACAGUUUAAUGAAUGCAGAGAGUAAUUCAAAGAUUCAACGCAAACAGACAAUGACACUGAAAAAUGCAAUGGAGCAGAGGCCCAGUCAGGAGAUGAUCUGGCAGCUGCAGAAGGAGAAUGAUCUCCUCAGAGCACAGGUCCAAGAGUUCCCGAGUUCUUCUCUGGUCCAGGAGCUCCAGAAUUCUUCUCAGGUCCAAAUUCCAACCGAACAGGAGAAGGUGAGCAUACAAACUAUGGAAGAAUUCAAAAAGCAAAGCCAGAAACAUCAUCAGAAGCUAGUAAAUAAUAUUUACGCACUACGCAGGGAACUACAUGAUGCUGAGGUGAUGCGUGAUAAGUACCUGGAGCAGAACGAUGAACUGGAGUUGAAGUGUGCAAUGUUUAAGAAAGACUCCAAAAUAUAUUGCCUUCGCAUGGAGGACAUCUUGAAGCAGUUGGAUGAAGUCAUCAUGGAGAGAGACAUGGCUAUUUCUGCGAGAGAAGAAUACCAUCAGGAGAACUGUAAAUACCUCCAGGACAAGGAUAGGUACCGGAAGCAGAUCCGGAAAAUGGGAGAGUGUUACGAUGAGCUGCAAGUCCAGCUCUUCCGGACUGAAGGAGAACUUUUCGCUCUUCAGGCAAAAUUCCGCAAACAGAAAGACUUGGAGGAGACAACAGCAACCUCGGAAGAAAGCUCUUUUCAGAGCUCAGCUGAGUUAAAAAGCCAGACAAGUGAGGAGGAUGCCAAGGAGAGUGAGCAGAAAGGUAUAAGUGAGGAUUCACAAAGCCCAACCUCAGGGGAGGAUAACGUAUGCAUAAGCAUCAAAGACCCUUGUCUUUCUGAGCCAAAGGAAGAAGACUUUAGGCAGUGGCUGGUUAAUGAGGAAGAACUGUCAAAUAGUUACAAGCUCAGACCACGAUGCAAUUUUUAUUACAGAAGGAAACGUGCUUUGAGAACAAAGGCUGUCAAAGAGUUUGCCAAAGAGCGCAUGCAGUCUGUUCUGGACAACACCAGCGGGAGUGAUAACACAGACACAGAUGGGAUGUAACCUAAACACAACCCAGCCAGGGACAAACAUGUUGCCUUUGCUGAACAGCUUGGGGUGAGGUCAAAAGCUGAAGAUGAAAACAAUGUCGACGUCCACAAAAAAAAGUGCCAUUGUACCACCUAUUGAUGAUCCACCAGACGACAUGUAAAAAGUCUCCUAAUUAAGUUUGAAACGUUUCACAAUUUUACACAAAUUAUAAUAAAAUGC